AUGACUUACGUCGCCGCAUUACGCGAUGACGUGGGCCGCGAGACAGACGCGUACCAGAACACUCAGACAGCGACGGAUCGUGGCGAGCCACAGAAAGACGACGUUGCGGUGGACCGCCUGCAGCAGUCACAGGACGCCCUCUCUUCGGUUCCGCUUGCGGCCCCUUCAGAUAACGCACUUGGAGACGUCGAUCAUACGACGGCGCAUGAUUCCGACGUCCCCCACGAACAACUGGAGACCAUGCUGACCUCUGAUUCCGAGGCCCGGCAACGUAAACAGCGAUCACCAAAACGCCGGAAGAAGCGUCGCCUCACGGUGGAGAACGACCUCUCUGAUCUAGCAGACAAUUCUGAGAAGUUUACGGGUACAGAACAGACGACCAUGGAUACAGAAGAACUGCCUAGCGUGGAUGCAACGGUGGCCAGCGGGACGGUGGCACGACCUACCGCUGACGAUGCUCCAGACACAGCGAAGGCGCUCGAUCGACGGCAACAGGCUACUGAGGAGGCUACGGCGCCUGCACCGCACGACAACGAUGGGACACUAGGGGACUGGUCAGAAGACCCACCCCCGUGGGGAACUGAUGAUGCUCUAGGAACUGCUCCCAUGCACUCUCCCGGUAUCGUCCUUAGCGCCAUCCUGGCCGUCGCCGUGGCUAAGCCCGGCUACCUGGGCGCCGCCCCCGCCGCAGUCGUCGCCCCCGCGGCCUACGACGCCCCCGCUGUGGUGGCCGCCCCCGUGCACGCCGGCUACGCCGCCUACGGCCCCGCCCCCGUCGCCGUGCGCUCCGACGGCUACCUGCUGGACACCCCUGACGUCGCCGUCACCAAAGCCGCCCACCUGACCGCCGUCGCCCAGACUCAGGCCCGUGACGCCGUCGUCAACGGCGCCGCCGCCCUGGCUGCCCACGCCGCCCACGCCUACGCCGCCCACGCUUACGCCGCCCCCGCUGUAGCGUACGCAGCUCCCGCGCCCGUGGCUUACGCCGCCCCCGCUGCCUACGCCGCCCCCGCUGCCUACGCCGCCCCCGCUGCCUACGCCGCCCCUGGCGCUCUCGCCGCUGCUGCCCACCUCCACGCUAAGGCUGCUCUGCUGGGCUGA
Molecule: messenger RNA, 1101 nt
Organism: Schistocerca serialis cubense
Lineage: Eukaryota; Metazoa; Arthropoda; Insecta; Orthoptera; Acrididae
Product: cuticle protein 21.3-like
Exons: 2
Coding region: 1-1101 (366 amino acids)
Source: RefSeq, a predicted model, not a curated record